This is a messenger RNA of Rotaria sp. Silwood1, 1686 nucleotides long. Lineage: Eukaryota; Metazoa; Rotifera; Eurotatoria; Philodinida; Philodinidae. The record is from the annotation of a GenBank genome assembly.
AUGUCUACACGCAAGAAGAGAAAUAUUUCUCAUGAAACAAAACACAAAUUAGCAAUUGAUUUAACAAACAAGAACAAGGAUUUAAAACUAUUUCCUCAUCCAUUUUAUGAAGGUCAUUAUGGUGUAGGUUGUCAACCAAAAACUUUAAUAGAAUUAAAUAUGAUACGUUUGAGUGGUAUUAUUCGUUCAAAACCAAAAUGGUAUGAAAAAAUGAAUAAUAGAACAAUACGAAAUAAAUGGAAAAAAGAAACUUUAGAACAAAAUUCACUUACAGUUAAACAAAUUGAUUAUGUAUUAGAUGAAUUAGAAUAUUAUAAUUCAAUACGAGAUGGAACUAUGGAAAUGUCUUCUGUUGAUGGUGUAUGGCAAUCUGAUGAAUUAAUACCAAAUCAUAUCAAAGAAUCAUUAAUUACAUAUGUAUACAAAUUGGAAAAUAUACCAGAAAAUGAAAAAGAUUGGCAUCCUGGUACAAAUAAACAAAUAUUAGAUUUAGUUCAUCCAUCAUUAUUUUGUUAUGUUCAUCGGAUGACAAGAAUUAUUAAUGAUAAGAAUCGUAUUAUCAAUCUAGAUAAUGCUUUAGAACAUAUUAGUGAUGGAGAAAUUAUUGAUAUUAAUGCAAAUGAGUUAUUUUCGAAAAAUAAACGACAAAAAACAUUAACUAAUUAUGCUCGAUCGAAUGAAUUUCAAUGGUUACCAACUGAAUUUAAUAUUUCAAAUGAUGGUCAAGUUAAAAUUGAAUCAUAUAUCAAUAAUCUACAUCCAAUUGAACAUAAAGAUCUAUAUAAAUUAAUUGAACAAAUAUUUCAACGUUUAAUACCUUUAUUUAAUAAAGUUUUAACUGAUUUAAUUGAUAAUAAAAAUAAACCAAAUCGAAUCAUUGUUGAUCCCUAUGGAUGGUAUAAGGAUUCUAGUCCACUUUAUGAUGAUGAGGAAGAAGAAGAUACUAGACCUGUUAUAUUACCUGAUGUUGAAAAAUUUCAAAUGUCAUCAUUAACAUCAUCAACAAGUUCAAAUAUUGAUUUACGUGGACGAAAAUUACAAGUAAUUGUUAAAUUAGCUAAUAUUGUAUUAACACCAGAUAAUCCAAUAUAUCCUGGAGGUGUAUGGCAUGUUGAAGGAAUGGAAAAUGAACAUAUUGUUGCAACAGGAAUUUUUUAUUAUUCAAAUUCGAAUAUUACACAAUCAGAUUUACAAUUUCGAACAGUCAUCAAAGAACCAGAUUAUCCACAAAAUGAUGAGCGUGGUGUACAAACUGUUUAUGGUUUAAAUGAUGAAGAACCACUAAAUCAAAUGUUAGGUGAAAUAAUUACACAAGAAAAUCGUUGUAUUGUAUUUCCGAAUAUUUAUCAACAUCGUGUUGCACCAUUUCAAUUAAAAGAUCCAACUAAACCAGGUUAUCGUAAAAUCUUAGUAUUCUUUUUAGUUGAUCCAUCUAUUCGUAUAUUAUCUACUGCUAAUGUUCCACCACAACAAUCUCAUUGGUUGAUUAAUAUUAUACGUUCAAUACCACCAUUUAAUAAAUUAACAUCCAUAAUUGUAGAUAAAAUUAUAAAUUAUAUUGAUUUUCCAAUGAAUAUGAAUCAAGCAAAACAAUAUCGUGAAAAAUUAAUGAAUGAAAGAAAAUAUUUUAUUUCACAAAAUAAUGAAUUACUAUUUGAAAGACCAUUUUCAUUAUGUGAACAUUAA